AAAAGGAACGUGACAUCAACAACAGUCCCUGCCUCAAUCCCUCCCAUCUAUAUAUCCCACCGAUCCUACUACAUAAGUAGUACUAAUCUAACUGACGCAAAGUGCUUGUCGAUUGAGAUUAGGAAGCUCGCUGCCAGCUCUUCCGAUCCUGGGUUCAUCAUCAUCAUUCCCGUUAUGUGGGCGGACACGCUCCUGAUCUUGGGCAUCUCGGUGUUCACGGCCUUGUUGGGGGAGGGUUUUACGUGGCUGUUCGUGUACCGCACGGAGCGGUAUCAGCGGCUCAAGAGCGACAUCGAGAAGCAAACCAAGCGACUCGAGAAGAAGAAGGAGAUCCUGGGCGAGUCCACGCUCGACAAGACGCGCAAGCGCAAGAUGGAGAAGGACGAGGAGAAGCUCAAGAACACCAAUCGAGACCUCAUGGUGGUCAAGAUGAAGUCCAUGGUGGCCAUCGGGUUCGUGUUCACCUCGUUACUCUCCAUGUUCAACUCGAUCUUUGACGGCAAGGUGGUGGCCAAAUUGCCCUUUACGCCCAUCAGCUGGGUUCAAGGACUUUCGCACCGGAAUCUGUUGGGCGAGGAUUACACGGAUUGCUCCUUCAUCUUCCUCUACAUCUUGUGCACCAUGUCCAUACGGCAGAACAUCCAAAAGGCCUUGGGCUUUGCCCCGUCCCGCGCUGCGGCCAAGCAAUCCAACAUGUGGGGCCCGGACCCCAACAAAUAUAAGUUCUAGCGUCGCUCGUAGAUCGACCAGGCCUAACGGGUUGGCACGGGCUAAGAUGGUAUUGACCCACCUACCACCCGUUUGGGAUUAGACCCAGAAAUGACGAUCAAUAAAUAUCAGUUUGUGGGCUCGA
This is a messenger RNA of Tigriopus californicus, 853 nucleotides long. Its product is annotated as calcium load-activated calcium channel-like. Gene Ontology annotation, biological process: endoplasmic reticulum calcium ion homeostasis. Lineage: Eukaryota; Metazoa; Arthropoda; Copepoda; Harpacticoida; Harpacticidae. The transcript has a single exon. Bases 175 to 729 code for a protein of 184 amino acids. Gene Ontology annotation, cellular component: endoplasmic reticulum; endoplasmic reticulum membrane; cytoplasm. The record is from RefSeq and is a predicted model, not a curated record. Gene Ontology annotation, molecular function: calcium channel activity.